This is a messenger RNA of Rhagoletis zephyria (snowberry fruit fly), 1267 nucleotides long. It is a transcript of the gene phtm, whose product is annotated as cytochrome P450 enzyme phantom. Gene Ontology annotation, cellular component: intracellular membrane-bounded organelle; cytoplasm. NCBI's taxonomy places the organism in Eukaryota, Metazoa, Arthropoda, Insecta, Diptera, Tephritidae. Gene Ontology annotation, molecular function: iron ion binding; heme binding; steroid hydroxylase activity. Gene Ontology annotation, biological process: xenobiotic metabolic process. The record is from RefSeq and is a predicted model, not a curated record.
AAUCCGAUUUCAGUUAUUCUUCAGCUUUUGCGCUGAAUGUACGAGGCGUCGUUGGUUUAGUUUUGAAACGCAAUAUAUUUUGUGGCUGAAAAUAUCCUUAAUAAAAUUGACUAACUAAUUUGGAAGAAUAUAAAAAAAAAAUACAAAAUAAACAAUAAUAAUAAUUUUUAAGUGUUUUAAUGCACUUAAUUACUUAGUUGUUUAAGGAAUACAUAGGCGAUGAAGAGUAUGAAGGCAAUAAUACUCGCUUAUUAUCAAUGGUUCUUGGGCUUCGUGCUGCUCUUAGUCAUCANUUUGCCCUUCCUCGAUAGGCGCGAGCCGCACAAGACACUGACAGAGCUAGCCAAAAGCUAUGGACCAAUCUAUUCGCUGCGGCUGGGCAAUGUGAAUGCGGUGGUGUUGGCCGAUGCCAAGUCGGUGCGUGAAUUUCUGAAAUGUGAAGAAUUGACCGCGCGUGCGCCACUCUAUGUAACGCACGGCAUAAUGGGCGGUUUCGGUCUGAUCUGCUCUGAAGGAGCGCUGUGGCGCAAUCAGCGUAAGCACGUCGUUGACUGGCUGAAAGACUUGGGUAUGACAAAAAAACAAUGCAAUGCGCGUAAAUCAAUGGAGCAGAGAAUAAAAAGUGGCGUCAUGGAAUGUCUGAAGUCCUUUUGCAGUGAUUCCAAGAAACCGGUGCCUUUCGAUCCACAUCCCGUGCUGCAGCAUACGUUGGGCAACGUCAUCAAUGACUUGGUAUUUGGUGUGAAAUACGCACCCGAUGACGCCACCUGGAAUUAUCUGCAGCAGUUGCAGGAGAAGGGACUCAAGUUGAUUGGCGUUUCGGGUGCAGUGAACUUUUUGCCUUGGCUGAGGUUUUUGCCCUGGAAUCUGAGCGCCAUUCGUUUCUUGCUCGACGGCAAAGCGCGUACACACGAAAUCUAUAACAAAAUCGUAGAGAAACGCGAAAAGUCUUGGGAAUAUCGAAAAUCUGUGACUGAGGAAAGUUUUAAUAUACUCGAUCAUUAUAUUGAUGAGCGCAUGCGACGUGAACUAUCCGAUGAUCCGCAAGAGCGUCUAUCAACUGAUGAGUACUACACGCAAGAUCAAUUGCUGCAUCUGCUGGCUGAUUUGUUCGGUGCUGGGCUGGACACCACGCUUGCCACACUGCGCUGGUUUCUCUUCUACAUAAGCAAAUACCAAGAGCUGCAAGAGCAGCUGCGAGCGGUGCUUGUGCUACGAAAUAUUUCAUAGUGAUUAAAUAAUUCACUUCAUUUUAUUUUUGUUGUUG